UGGUCCUGCUAUCCUCCGUGCUCCCGCCCUACCAUCAACUUCCAAGGAGGAACCACUAGUCGGGUCGCGCGUGCUACUGCAACCCCGGCUGCUAUGUGACUCCAUCGGGGGAACUUGGUUUUGAAUUAGAGGUCCGGUUAUACCAAGGAUAGGGUUCUGGUGCACCGUAGGUCAUUGGAAGUAAAACGAGAGGUGCAGAUAGGGUGUGAGGGGCUUCGACAGUGGCGCGUGGCAGUAGGGGGGGAUUUCUCUCUUUCCUAUCCGAUCUGCCUAUAACGGGGUCUGACGUAGAAUAUGGCGGAACAUCACUCCGUUUCAGAUAGCAAGCGUAAAGCUUCUGCCGCGAAUAUUGGAGCUUCGUUCUCCGGGAAUGGACGGACCAGUCCAGCGGGGAGCGUCGGUAACAGUCCAGCGGGGGCUCUCUCCACCGCGAUAGUUCAGCCGGCAGGGUGGCAGUCUUUACUGUCGUUCACCAUCCUGUUUCUGGCCUGGAUUGCUGGUUUCAGUGCCAGGCUCUUCGCUGUCAUCCGCUUUGAGAGCAUCAUUCACGAGUUUGACCCUUGGUUCAACUACAGAUCUACACACCAUCUGACCAUCAAUGGCUUCUACGACUUCCUCAACUGGUUCGAUGACAGGGCCUGGUACCCACUGGGCAGGAUAGUGGGGGGCACGGUUUACCCAGGUCUGAUGGUAACGGCUGGUCUCAUCCACUAUGUUCUAAACCUGCUCCACAUCACGGUGCACAUCCGAGACGUGUGCGUGUUCCUGGCGCCCGUCUUCAGCGGCCUCACGUCCAUCGCCACCUUCCUGCUGACCCGCGAGCUCUGGAACCAGGGGGCAGGGCUUCUGGCGGCGUGCUUCAUCGCUAUUGUCCCCGGUUACAUCUCCCGCUCCGUGGCGGGCUCCUUCGACAAUGAGGGCAUCGCCAUCUUUGCCCUCCAGUUUACCUACUAUCUAUGGGUGAAGUCAGUGAAGACUGGUUCAGUGUUCUGGGCCAUCGGCUGCUGCCUCUCAUACUUCUAUAUGGUGUCCGCAUGGGGAGGUUACGUCUUCAUCAUCAACCUGAUUCCUCUCCAUGUGUUUGUCCUGCUGCUAAUGCAGCGCUACAGCAGACGACUCUACAUCGCUUACAGUACGUUCUACAUCGUUGGUCUGGUGCUCUCCAUGCAAAUCCCCUUUGUGGGGUUCCAGCCAAUCAGGACCAGCGAACACAUGGCUGCAGCAGGUGUGUUUGCGUUACUCCAGGCCUAUGCCUUCCUCCAGUACCUGAAAGACAGACUGACCAGGCAGGAGUUCCAGACCCUGUUCUUCCUGGGCGUCUCUCUGGCUGCUGGGGCAGUCUUCCUCACUGUUAUAUACCUGACUUAUACAGGGCACAUCGCUCCUUGGAGUGGUCGAUUCUACUCCCUGUGGGAUACAGGGUAUGCUAAGAUCCACAUCCCCAUCAUAGCUUCCGUCUCGGAGCACCAGCCCACCACCUGGGUCUCCUUUUUCUUUGACCUCCACAUCCUGGUCUGUACCUUUCCUGCUGGACUCUGGUUCUGCAUCAAGAACAUCAACGAUGAGAGAGUCUUCGUGGCCCUGUAUGCCAUCAGUGCUGUCUACUUUGCUGGAGUGAUGGUCCGUCUAAUGCUGACCCUGACCCCCGUAGUGUGUAUGCUGUCAGCCAUAGCCUUCUCCAGCGUGUUUGAACACUACCUAGGGGACGACAUGAAGAGGGAGAGCCCUCCCAUAGAGGACAGUAGUGAUGAGGACGACAAGAGGAACUCUGGAAACCUCUAUGAUAAGGCAGGGAAGGUUCGUAAACAUGUCUCCGAGCAGGAGAAGGCAGAGGAAGGUCUGGGACCAAACAUUAAGAGCAUCGUCACCAUGUUGAUGUUGAUGCUGCUCAUGAUGUUCGCCGUCCACUGCACCUGGGUUACCAGUAACGCCUAUUCCAGCCCUAGUGUUGUUCUGGCCUCUUACAACAACGAUGGGUCGAGGAAUAUUCUGGAUGAUUUCCGCGAGGCCUACUAUUGGCUAAGGCAGAACACAGAGGAGCAGGCCAGAGUGAUGUCGUGGUGGGACUAUGGCUACCAGAUAGCGGGGAUGGCCAAUCGGACCACGCUAGUGGACAACAACACCUGGAACAACAGUCAUAUAGCACUGGUGGGCAAGGCCAUGUCGUCCAAUGAGAGUGCAGCGUAUGAGAUCAUGAGGUCUUUGGAUGUGGACUAUGUGCUUAUUAUCUUCGGAGGUGUGAUUGGCUACUCUGGUGAUGACAUCAACAAGUUCCUGUGGAUGGUGCGGAUCGCAGAGGGAGAGCAUCCCAAAGACAUCAGGGAGAGUGACUACUUCACCCCCCAGGGAGAGUUUAGGGUGGACAAAGAGGGGUCUCCCAUCCUGCUCAACUGCCUCAUGUAUAAGAUGUCAUACUACCGCUUUGGAGAGAUGCAGUUGGACUUCCGGACGCCGCCGGGUUUCGACCGGACGCGUAACGCUGAGAUCGGUAACAAGGACAUCAAGCUGAAACACCUGGAGGAGGCGUUCACCUCAGAGCACUGGCUGGUUCGGAUCUACAAGGUCAAGAAGGAGGAGAACAGGGACCCCCUGGAGCACAGUCCCCGUAGCAGCAACAGCAGCAGGCAGAAGUACACCUCUAAAAAGACGGCAAAGAGGAAGCGUGGUCACGUGAAGAACAAACUUGCUCUCAAGAAAGGCAAGAAACUGAACAACAAGAAAUCAGUUUAACCCUAAAAACGACGAGAGAGAGAGAGAGAGAGAGAUGUAAAAAAUCAUUCAAAACACAACAAGCAAGUAAUCCACCAAUCAAGAAGAAGAAUAACGAACACCAACCAAUGGUCUGGAGAGACCUGUUACCUGGACGACCAGGUCAAUGAUGAUCAUCGUGGUAACGGGAGGUUCUAUGAUAACCCUUCUGUGACCUCUGUUGGGGGUGUUGGCUAGUUCCGAUGACCUCCCUCUGUCGGUUCGGGUUUUAACCUGAGGAACUGAACUUUGACCUAUUGACCUUUCGACGACCUUUGACAUUUUUAUUUUGUACUUGAAUGUUGCUGUGAGGCGGAGCCAUCUUAAAGUUACACCAAUCCAGACAGAGGCUGCAUCCCCAAAUGUCACACUAUUCCCUAUUGGCCCUGUUCAAAAGUAGUGCACUAUGUAGGGAAUAGGGUGCCUUUUUUAUGGGAAAAACUAAAAACAAAACAACUACAAAAAUAUCAAACUCAUUCAAUCUAAACUGACUUGGAAUCAGUCAGUGGCACCAAAGACAUUCCGUACUAUUUCAGGGUGUGAACUAAACUAGUUACCUUUAAAAAACAGAUGAAAGAGGAGUUUUGAAAGGAGUUUUGAUGUAAUGUGGAGUCAGAGAUGGUUUAGUUCCCGGUGCAUGCUCAGUUAUUGUUUGGUACCUACUACCUGUCAGUCUCAAUUGAUUUUGGUCUCAUGUAUAUGUUGGCCAGGUGUCAAUCUGUCACACUAUAGCGAAGUCAAAUAAACAGAUUUUUUUUAAAUCCCCGUAGAUUUCCUGUAACAACACGUCUUAUAAUUCCCGGAGAACAGAAAUACAACAAGGACUUCAUGAUACGUUAAGAUUUAGUAGUUUGUUCUUUUUUCGUUUCCUCGUGAGAUUGUCUGGGCUCGAUGCUCUUAGUACGACUGAAACAUCUCUUCUUCUAGGUUUUUUGGAAUAAGCUGCAGUGAAACAGCCUAAGAUGCUAAGAUUGUCCAUUUUGUCCCGAUGCACUUUAGCCACAACGGUACUGCUCCUUGUCCUCCAGCCACCCUUCUGUUUUUAAAGGUAACCAGUAGCAUGCAUUCUCUGGCACGUAAGUGCUUAUUUUCAGGAGUUUCCCUCCUUGGUUUAACGACACCCAUGUCGAAUCUAAGCCCAGCCUGUCCCUCAACGUGUAUCCCCUCAAUCGGUUUCUCUUUAUUUCUCAUGAUGACCUGGUCAGUUUUCACCAGUCGUCUAUAUAUGGUUUUCACUUAACUAACUCGGCGCUCUGCUUUUGUUUCUGUUCAGGUAGAAUGCUAUGCUCAGUCUGUAUACAAACGGAGAGGACUGUAUUGGCCUUAACAGCUUACUAUGAGAAAACCAUAUCGUCUGAGUCCGAGACUCUGUCUGCGUCACAAAAUGGCACUCUAUUCCCUAUGUAGUGCACUACUUUUGACCAGAACUUUAUGGGCCCUGAUCAGAAGUAGUGCACUAAAUAGGGAAUAGGGUGUCAUUUUGGAUGCGGCCUCUCUAGGGUAUUUAUUACAAGAACGAUGAAGGCUAAUCGAGAAAAAAAAAGUAGUGUCCUAUCAGGAAUGAAAUGCAGAAAUUGUAUAAUUUUUUUCUUAAGUCAAGGUUUAUUCCAUCAAUUGUAAUGAAAUGGAUGCUGGUGGGUGUGAGAAUGAAAGAUACCUUUUUGAAUUAAAGAGGUUGCAUUAAA
This is a messenger RNA of Coregonus clupeaformis (lake whitefish), 4433 nucleotides long. RefSeq names its product dolichyl-diphosphooligosaccharide--protein glycosyltransferase subunit STT3B-like. Bases 295 to 2730 code for a protein of 811 amino acids. The transcript has 16 exons. Gene Ontology annotation, molecular function: dolichyl-diphosphooligosaccharide-protein glycotransferase activity. The record is from RefSeq and is a predicted model, not a curated record. Gene Ontology annotation, cellular component: membrane. NCBI's taxonomy places the organism in Eukaryota, Metazoa, Chordata, Actinopteri, Salmoniformes, Salmonidae. Gene Ontology annotation, biological process: post-translational protein modification.